Fusarium oxysporum Fo47 is the source of this 1074-nucleotide messenger RNA. RefSeq lists its product as uncharacterized. The coding region runs from base 1 to 1074 and encodes 357 amino acids. Lineage: Eukaryota; Fungi; Ascomycota; Sordariomycetes; Hypocreales; Nectriaceae. The transcript is spliced from 4 exons. The record is from RefSeq and is a predicted model, not a curated record.
AUGGUAGCCCUGGGGUUGUUCAUGGGCCUUCUCGCCCUAAGCGCAGAGAGCGUCGCCCAGGGCCCUUGCGAAACGUCUCUUGGAUCAAGUAGUGUCGAUGUCCUUCGUACCAGCACGAGCACUAGGGUGGAAACGCUCACUUUAAUCGACAAGAUUAUCAGCCAACGUACCAGCAUUGUCGGUCGCAAUACCACGACAACUACCAUCAGAACAACUUUCACGAAGCUGGCUACAGUCAAGGCAAGCCCUGAGGCCACGAUAGCUACCAUGACGGUUACCAUCCCAACUUUGGUUAACCAAACGGAAACCACGACGAAGACGAAGACGAACAGGAAUACCAUCACAACCACCAGCCAUUUCGAUGUGACGAUCUCAAGAAAGCCAGGCUUUACGGCGAUUGGUGAUUGGAAGGAAAUGGAACCCCCUGACGGAAAGGCGAAAACUUCAAAGAUCGGCAAAGACGCUCGCUUGUUUUCACAACGUCUGGGAGUGUACUGUACUGAAGAUAUGCCGAUAAAGAAGACUGUGACCUCCACCAGCUUCAGAGUGCAGACUCAAAACGCCACCAAGCAGUCUACCAAGACACACAUAUUGACUUGCAGGACAACCAUUGUGAAGACCCAGUAUCCUUCGGGCCUUGACACCACCGUGACCACCACAGUUCGUCCUAUCGAGACGGUAUUUGUCAGCGCGACGAGAACUAGAAUCAUUAACGAGACGGUCACCCUCGAGAAACAAAUACCCCGAAACACCCACUACCACGUCUGCUCCAAGCCCGGCAAAAACAUCCUCGGCUGGGCGCCCGACAGGCGCAUGAUCAAGGAAUGGACCCACCAAGACCACGAGGUAAACCCAACUGAAGUAAAAGUCGGCGAUUAUAUUUCCUGUUGCAACGAAUGCAUGAAGCGGCCAUACUGCCAAAUCAGCUUCUUCGGCAAGCCACCCGACGCAACCAGAGAUGUACCGGAGUCCUGCUACAUGUACAUCACGCAAAACAGGAACCAGUGCCUCGACGGGGCCCAGCCGGUGUAUGCAAAAUACAUCGGUGAUGCAAUGGGCCGUGCGGGCAGUUGA